GUCGGACCGACUGGCGGGCGGAGCCGGGCCUGCGGGGCUGCUGCGGGGCCAGCGGCCGGGCUGCGGGCGGCGCCAUGGACACUCAUGUCCAGCCUGAAGUCCAGCCUCACUGAGGUGGCCGCCCCCAAGGGCUUGCUACUGCAGGAGCCGCCCCGCAAGAGCUGACCAUGUCUAUCAUGGACCACAGCCCCACCACGGGUGUGGUCACCGUCAUUGUCAUCCUCAUCGCCAUUGCUGCCCUGGGGGCCUUGAUCUUGGGCUGCUGGUGCUACCUUCGGCUCCAGCGCAUCAGCCAGUCGGAGGACGAGGAGAGCAUUGUGGGUGAUGGUGAGACUAAGGAGCCCUUCCUACUGGUACAGUACUCAGCCAAGGGACCGUGUGUGGAGCGGAAGGCCAAGCUGACCCCCAACGGCCCAGAAGUCCACGGCUGAGCUGAGAUGCGGAGGGCUCCUGGUCCUGUUUGCAGCCAGCUGAAAGGCGACGGGUGGGGUGGAACCAUGGAACCAAGAGGAGGGGUUGACACCUCCUGGCAUUGCCUUGGCAGGCUUCGUCAUCGCAUGCACUGACUCCUGGGGCCCCAGACCUGAACCAGGAUCCGCUGGCCCUGGGCAUACCCGUGGCCUCCUGGCAGGCUGCCCAUUGCAGGCAGUGGGUAGACCUGACCCUGCUGGGGCUCAUGGCCCCAUAGUGCUUUUGUUACUUGAAUGUUUAGCUGAGCCUGUUUUUGAUGGAGCUACUACAGUAAUGCCUGAACUAACCAACCUGUGAACUGUAAAUAGGCCCCAGAAGCACGUGCUUAAGCCUUUUGGCUGAUGUUUUAAAAUACCACCUAGAGCACAUGGAACUGGUUUGAUUCUGACCGUACUAAUGAUGAGUG
Molecule: messenger RNA, 877 nt
Organism: Loxodonta africana (African savanna elephant)
Lineage: Eukaryota; Metazoa; Chordata; Mammalia; Proboscidea; Elephantidae
Gene: SNN
Product: stannin
Exons: 2
Coding region: 168-431 (87 amino acids)
Cellular component (GO): mitochondrial outer membrane
Source: RefSeq, a predicted model, not a curated record